Neltuma alba is the source of this 1726-nucleotide messenger RNA. RefSeq names its product nodulation-signaling pathway 2 protein-like. The transcript has a single exon. NCBI's taxonomy places the organism in Eukaryota, Viridiplantae, Streptophyta, Magnoliopsida, Fabales, Fabaceae. The record is from RefSeq and is a predicted model, not a curated record. The coding region runs from base 1 to 1509 and encodes 502 amino acids.
AUGCCCGUGGACAUGGGCAUGGACUCCGUCCAUGAACUUCAAUUCUCCGGCUACAGCAGCACCACCACACCAACCAAGGAUGAUGAUUAUGCCGCCGGUUGCCAUUGGAACCACUGGUCCCCCCUUGUCAACUGGGAAGCCUUCGCCGGCGCCGAAGACGAUUUCCACGGCCUCAUAGAGUCCAUGAUAGAUGACUCUGCCGGCAUCCUCAGCCCCCAACACGGAACGGAAGAAGGCUGCAACUCGGCCAACUCUUCCUCGACUGAAGUAACCCUGGUGGACGAAGAGUUAAGCGACGGUGUCGAGGAUUUCAAGGGUCUCAGGCUGGUGCACCUUCUGAUGGCGGCCGCCGAAGCCCUCGCCGGCGCCAAUAAGAGCCAUGAUCUGGCUCGAGUGAUAUUGAUUCGGCUCAAGGAGUUGGUUUCCCCCACCGACGGCUCCAACAUGGAGAGGUUGGCGGCGUAUUUUACGGAAGCCUUGCAGGGUUUGCUAGAAAGCGCGGGGGACUCACAGGAUAACAGCCAUCACCACAGGCAUUUCAUCGGCAAUGGACCCCACCGUGAGGACCACCCUCCGAUGGAUAUGCUGGCCGCCUUCCAGCUCCUUCAGGACAUGUCCCCUUACGUCAAGUUCGGCCACUUCACCGCAAAUCAGGCCAUCCUGGAGGCCGUGGCCAACGAGAGGCGAGUCCACAUCAUCGAUUAUGACAUCAUGGAAGGCAUCCAGUGGGCCUCCUUAAUUCAGGCCCUCGCAGCCAAAACAGACGGCCUGCCCGGACCACACCUCAGGAUCACCGCAUUGUCCAGGAGCGGAGGCGGAAGAAGAUCCAUCGCCACCGUGCAACAGACGGGGCGUCGUUUGACGGCGUUCGCGUCUUCCGUGGGUCAACCGUUCUCGUUUCAUCAAUGCAGGUUGGACUCAGACGAAACAUUCCGACCUUCGGGUCUGAAGCUGGUUCGAGGAGAGACCCUGGUGUUCAACUGCAUGCUGCAUCUUCCCCACCUCACUCACCGGGCAUCCGAAUCGGUGGCAUCGUUCAUGAACGGAGCGAAGACGUUGAAUCCGAGGCUAGUGACACUGGUUGAGGAGGAGACCGGGGUGAGCGGAGACGGGGGGUUUGUGAGUCGUUUCAUGGACUGUUUGCACCAUUACUCGGCCCUUUACGACUCGCUGGAGGCGGGGAUACCCAUGCAAAGCGGGGCGAGGACGUUGGUGGAGCGGGUGUAUUUGGGUCCCCGAAUAGCGGGGAGGGUGGCGAGGAUAUACAGAAACGGGUGUGAAGAGGAGAGAGGAUCGUGGGGAGAGAGCUUGGGGGAGAUGGGGUACAAGGGAGUGGCCAUGAGCUUCGCAAACCAAUGCCAGGCGAAUCUGCUAUUGGGACUGUUCAACGAUGGCUAUAAGGCAGAGGUGUUGGGCUGCAAUAAGUUGGUGUUGAGUUGGAGAUGUAGGCGUUUGCUUUCCGCCUCUCUUUGGACAUCUUCUUCCCCCACUGCUUCUUCUCAAUCCUAGCUUAUUCUAAUUAUGCCCAUUCUCGCUUCUCUUUUGAUCUCAUGCAUCUUCUUCUGCUUUUGUGUCUGGGGACGUACACUAAUUCAUGAUUCGAGACGUCUUCUUCAUAAAGUGUUCGGUCGCCAUUGAAGAAUGAAUGCCUCAGGGUCUGUUCGAUGAAGCAGCUAGUAUCUGCUUUGUGUUUCCUCUCCUCCUCUCCGUUAUAGUAUUUAAUUUC